Astrephomene gubernaculifera is the source of this 1766-nucleotide messenger RNA. The record is from the annotation of a GenBank genome assembly. NCBI's taxonomy places the organism in Eukaryota, Viridiplantae, Chlorophyta, Chlorophyceae, Chlamydomonadales, Astrephomenaceae.
CGACAGCCCGUAUGCUGCGGGCGCUUGCAUUAAACGUCUCACGUGUCCACCUGUUCCGAAAAUAAGACAGGGAGACAGGUUAACCUUAUCAGAUGGCAUCCUUACUUAGUAACGUAAAUGGCGGAUUUGGGCAAGCUCGGAUACCCGAAGCAGGUGAUCAAGCGUCACGGCUUGCGUAUACGCCCUGCUCGUCGCGAAGCGUGGGCGCAGCGAGCGCCUCCUUAGCAUCUGCCGGAUCCUCUGCACCUGCUGGGGACCCAGCAAGUUAUGCGGACGCAUCAACAACACGACAACAGGCGAGCCAUACCAUGCCCCUCCCGGCGAAGGUAGCAGCAGGCCUAUUCCCGUUCCUACCUCCGGGAGGCAACGGAGGCGGUGGAGGCGACAGGCCGCCGCCGCCCCGCGGGGGUGCGCUGGGCGGUAAGCCACAGCAGGAGGUGGUGUUGACACUCGCCUCCUUUGCGGUCACCAAACUGGCGUACGUGCGGGUCACUAAGGCUUUCCGGGAAGCUUACCAGCGGGAAACCGGCAUCGACGUGCGCUUUCGCCUCACCUUCGCGGCUAGCGGUGUGCAGGCUCGUGCGGUAAUCGACGGCUUGCCGGCUGACAUCGUGGCCCUAGCGCUGCCGCUGGACCUGGACAAGAUCGUGGCUGCGGGCCUCAUCGCACCCGACUGGCGCGCGCGCUACCCCUGCAAAUCCAUUGUGUGCGAGACGACCGUUGCAUUUGUCGUACGGCCGGGCAACCCCAAAAACAUCCGCACGUGGGACGACCUGACGCGGCCGGGAGUAGAUGUGGUGCUUGCCAACCCCAAGACAGCCGGCGUGGCCAGGUGGAUCUUCCUGGCCCUGUGGGGUGCCAAGAUGCGGCAGGGCGAUGCGGCGGCGCUCAGCUAUGUCACGAAGGUGUUUGAGAACGUGGUGGUGCAGCCGCGGGACGCGCGGGAGGCCUCGGACGUGUUUUACAAGCAGAAGGUUGGCGAUGUGCUGCUGACGUACGAGAACGAGGUGAUCCUCACCAAUGAGGUGUACGGCGACAAGGCGUUGCCGUACCUGGUGCCCUCGUACAACAUCCGCAUUGAGUGCCCGCUAGCAGCUGUGGACAAGGUUGUGGAGUCGCGUGGCCCGGAGGUGCAGAAGGCAGCUGGGGACUUCUGCCGCUUCCUCUUCACCCCGCCCGCGCAGUCCGAGUUCGCCAAGCUGGGCUUCCGCGUAAACCCGCGCACGUGCAAGGAGGUGGCGGUGCAGCAGACCGGCCUGCCGCCGGCGACGCUGUGGCAGGUGGAUCGCGAGCUGGGCGGGUGGGAUGCGGCGCAGGCCAAGUUUUUCGAUGCGGGCGCCAUAUUGGACGAUAUCCAAACGGCAGUGGGGCGCAAGCGGGUGGAGCAGCGGAGGGCCAAGACGGCGGCGGGGCAGCGGUAGGGGUGUGGGGCACUAAGGAGUGGGCGGCGCUGGCAGCGGCACCGCUGCAGGAGAGCUUAUGUAGUGGGUGCUCUAGCGAAUGUCAGACCGCUUUGGUUCGGCUGGGUUGCUGCGCCCCUGUUAGGGUUGACGCUAUGUCUGGGACCUGGUGAAGAGACAGGUUAAAAGUUCAUAUAGGGCACUGCUGCAUCGGUAAGGGAGUUCGUGAGAAGGCCAAACCUAACCGGGAAGACGCUAUAGGGAGGGGUCUUGCGUCUUGUUUAGCCCUGCAUGAAACGAACGGCUCACAUCAUUGAAUUUUGCUGUUUUUGGUGAAGGGCGUAAGCAUGAGGUACCCGCACGUGA